Molecule: messenger RNA, 3333 nt
Organism: Equus quagga
Lineage: Eukaryota; Metazoa; Chordata; Mammalia; Perissodactyla; Equidae
Gene: PKN3
Product: protein kinase N3
Exons: 22
Coding region: 514-3198 (894 amino acids)
Biological process (GO): peptidyl-serine phosphorylation; intracellular signal transduction
Molecular function (GO): protein serine/threonine kinase activity; small GTPase binding; ATP binding
Source: RefSeq, a predicted model, not a curated record
CCCUAGCAAACGGGGGUGGGGGCAUUUGUGUACAAGAUGGGGUCCCAGCCGCAGAGCAGAAAGGGAGAGGCUGUGUGCACAUGGCAGCAUUCCAACCCAGGGCAGGCAGGACUGUGGGCUAUGCUCAAGGGUGCGGUGUCUUCCACAAGGCUCCUCGAGUGCCCCCACCCCAACGGCUUAGGCAGCCUUCAGGGCUGCGUCGGCCCCCUCCCACCCCCUUCCUCCGGAGGCCCCUACGCCUGUUCCAGCCGUGGCUUGUACACAUUUUCCGAUUUCCUGUGAACGUCCGCCCAGCAGGCAGCUGGGUGACUCAGGACCCCGGUGGCCGGGCCCCCCGCUCCAUGGGAUCUUUGUUUGCUCAGGCCUUUGGCUCUGGCCUUCUGGCCUAGGGCCCUCAAAGGAUUUCCUGAGCCCCGCCCCUGCCCCUGCCCUCUGACAGGCGGGCCAGCAGGCCAGUGGAGGGGGGAUGGAGGGUCCCUGAGGAGUAGCCACCCCUUCCACCGGGCUCAGGAGAUGGAUUGCAGAGAGCCUGGGGCGGGCCAGCGGCCCCCUGAGGAUGAGAAAGAGGUGAUUCGCCGGGCCAUCCAGAAGGAGCUAAAAAUCAAGGAGGGUGUGGAGAACCUGCGGCGGGUGGCCACAGACCGCCGGCAGCUGGGCCAUGUGCAGCAGCUGCUGCGGUCCUCCAACCGCCGCCUGGAGCAGCUGCAUGGAGAGCUGCGGGAGCUGCAUGCCCGCAUCCUGCUGCCCGGCCCCGGGCCCAGCCCUGGGCUCAGCCCUGGGCCCAGCCCGGCUGAACCUGUGGCCCCAGGACCCCGGCCACCAGCAGAGCAGCCAAGGGCUGGGCACCUGGAGGCCCUCCAGAGGCAGCUGCAGGUGGAGCUGAAGGUAAAGCAGGGGGCCGAGAACAUGACCCACACGUACGCCAAUGGCACCCCCAAGGAGAGGAAGCUCCUGGCAGCUGCCCAGCAGAUGCUGCGGGAUAGCCAGCUGAAGGUGGCCCUGCUGCGAAUGAAGAUCAGCAGCUUGGAGGCCAGUGGGUCCCCUGAACCAGGUCCUGAGCUGCUGGCAGAGGAGCUGAGGCAUCGAUUACACAUUGAGGCUGCUGUGGCCGAGGGUGCCAAGAACGUGGUGAAGCUGCUGGGGAGCCGGCGAACACAGGACCGCAAGGCACUGGCUGAGGCUCAGGCCCAGCUCCAGGAGUCCUCCCAGAAAUUGGACCUCCUGCGGCUGGCUUUGGAGCAGCUGCUGGAGGGACUGCCUCCUGCCCACCCUCUGCGGGCUAGAGUGGCCCGGGAGCUGCGGACUGCUGUGUCUGGGAACCUCCAGCCUUCAGGGGCACUCGUGAAGCCCACUGCCAUGACAGGGACACUGCAGGUCUGCCUCCUGGGCUGUGAGCAGCUGCUGUCAGCCGUGCCUGGACGUUCCCCGGCGGCCGCGCUGGCCGGGAGCCCCUCCCAGGGCUGGCUUCGGGGCAGGGCCAAACAGCAGCGUGGUGGAGGCGAGCUGGCCAGCGAGGUGCUGGCCGUGCUAAAGGUAGACAAUCGCGUCGUGGGCCAGACAGGCUGGGGGCCAGUGGCCAAGCAGUCCUGGGACCAGACCUUUGUUGUCCCCCUGGAGCGGGCCCGAGAGCUGGAGAUCGGGGUGCACUGGCGGGACUGGCGGCAGCUGUGCGGUGUGGCCUUCCUGCGGCUGGAGGACUUCCUGGACAAUGCCUGUCACCAGCUUUCCCUCAGCCUGGUGCCACAGGGACUGCUCUUUGCCCAGGUGACCUUCUGUGACCCUGUCAUUGAGAAGAGGCCCCGGCUGCAGAGGCAGAAACGCAUUUUCUCUAAACGCAGAGGCCAGGACUUCCUGAGGGCUUCCCAGAUGAACCUCAACAUGGCGGCCUGGGGGCGCUUGGUCAUGAGCCUGCUGCCCCCCUGCAGCUCCCCAAGCACGAUCAGCCCCCCCAAAGUGUGCCCCCAGACCCCAGCCACACGCCGGGGGGCCGCUGACCCUGCCUCACCCAGUAACUUCCUGCCCAAGAAGACCCCCUUGGGAGAAGAGAUGAGGCCCCCACCCAAGCCCCCGCGCCUCUACCUGCCCUGGGAGCCAACCCCCGAGGAGACGCCGCGCACCAAACGCCCGCACAUGGAGCCCAUGACUCGACUCGGGCCACCUCCAGCAGCCUCAGCCACCAGGAAACCCCCUCGGCUUCAGGACUUCCGCUGCUUGGCUGUGCUGGGCCGGGGACACUUUGGGAAGGUCCUCCUGGUCCAGUUCAAGGGGACAGGGAAGUACUAUGCCAUCAAAGCACUUAAGAAGCAGGAGGUGCUGAGCCGGGACGAGAUAGAGAGCCUGUACUGCGAGAAGCGGAUCCUGGAGGCUGUGGGCUGCACAGGCCACCCCUUCCUGCUCUGCCUCCUUGCCUGCUUCCAGACCUCCAGCCACGCCUGUUUCGUGACUGAGUUUGCACCCGGUGGUGACCUCAUGAUGCAGAUCCACGAGGAUGUCUUUCCAGAGCCCCAGGCCCGGUUCUACCUGGCCUGUGUGGUCCUGGGGCUGCAGUUCUUACAUGAGAAGAAGAUCAUUUACAGGGACCUUAAGUUGGAUAAUCUUCUGCUGGAUGCCCAGGGUUUCCUGAAGAUCGCAGACUUUGGGCUAUGUAAGGAAGGGAUCGGCUUUGGGGACCGGACAAGCACCUUCUGCGGCACCCCGGAGUUCCUGGCCCCCGAGGUGCUGACCCAGGAGGCUUACACGCGGGCUGUGGACUGGUGGGGGCUGGGUGUGCUGCUCUACGAGAUGCUGGUGGGCGAGUGCCCGUUCCCGGGGGACACUGAGGAGGAGGUGUUUGACUGCAUCGUCAACGCGGACACCCCAUGUCCCCGCUUCCUGUCCGUGCAAGGGCUCGAGCUCAUUCAGAAGCUCCUCCAGAAGUGCCCGGAGAAGCGCCUGGGGGCGGGUGAGCAGGAUGCUGAGGAGAUCAAGACACAGCCUUUCUUCAGGACCACCGACUGGCAGGCCCUGCUCGCCCGCGCCGUCCGGCCCCCGCUCGUGCCCACCCUCUGUGGCCCUACAGACCUGCGCUACUUCGAGGGCGAGUUCACGGGCCUGCCGCCUGCCCUGACCCCGCCGGACCCCCGCAGCCCCCUCACUGCCCGCCAACAGGCCGCCUUCCGGGACUUCGACUUUGUGUCAGAGCGAUUCCUGGAGCCCUGAGGGCCUCCCGGCCGCUCUGCCCGCUGCCCCCAGACCCAGCCUCCGCUCGCCCACCUCUCUGCCCACCGGCCUGCACCCUGCCUUGGAAGCCUGGGCCCUGCCUGGCAUUUAUGAGCCCUAGGGACUUGAGGUGGC